Messenger RNA from Staurois parvus, 490 nucleotides. The record is from the annotation of a GenBank genome assembly. Lineage: Eukaryota; Metazoa; Chordata; Amphibia; Anura; Ranidae.
AUGUACAUACACAGAAACACACACACAGACACAUCUACAUACACACAGACACAUGUACAUACAUACACAGACACAUGUACGUACAUACACACAAACACACACACACAUACAUGUACAUACACACAGACACAUGUACAGAUACACACAUGUACAUACACGCAGACACAUGUACAUGCAUACACAGACACACACAAACACACACAGAUGUACAUGUACACACACACACACCCCCAUAAAAUGUUGCAGUACUUCGUUGUUCACUCACAGAGCCGAGUACUGCACUCUAGGGAGAGGCAGAGAGCACAGCACACACUCCUUCCUUUGCUUUCACUGCGCUCAGCUAUUGAGCAGUCUGAUGGCUCCCAGUGCCAAUGACAGAUCCGGCCUGAGCUCCAAGCCUGCUCAGCAAGACCCUGGAGGACACACUCACCCCCACCAUAAUUUCCACUCGCCAUUGGCGAGCAGGCGAGUGGAAAUUUCAAGCCCUGAU